AUGAUUGCAGACACCUCUUCUAUAGCCGGUUACACAAUCUUCCGGGAAGAGCCCAGCGAUAUCGUUCCAAAUCCGUCUACUCAGCUUCCAGCACAUCCUCUGGAUCAGCUAUCGAUUGAAGAGAUCCGGCUUGCUGCCAAACUCAUCAAGGACCAUGCUGGUCCCAACGCCCUCAAGUUCAACUGCCUGACUUUGCGCGAACCCAAAAAGAACGAAUACGGUGUAUUCAAAUCCGGCAAGGGUCCUCGCCCCCAACGCCGCGCCUUCGCCAUCGUCAUUACCAAGGGAACCUCCCAGGUGUCCGAGGUUGUUGUCAACCUGGAGAAUUCCCAGGUUGAGCUCUGGAGGGAUGUCUCGGACGUCGCCCCCACCCUCACCUUGGAGGACCUGGACAUUUGCGAGACCGUCACUCGUGCCGACUCUCGUGUCAUCCAGGCUUGCCGCGAAAUCGGCAUCUAUGACAUGUCAAAGGUCUUUAUUGACGCGUGGGCCAUCGGUUUCGAUCACCGAUGGGGCACUGACCGCCGCCUUCAGCAGGGCAUUGUGUACUACCGUAGUUCCCCCAAUGAUAACCAGUACGCCCACCCGUUGGAUUUCUCGGUAGUCGUCGACACUGAAAAGGCCGAGGUCUUAUCUGUCGAUAUCCGCCUCAUCAAUGGCGAGCGCACCAAGGUGUCUCUCAAGGAGCACAACUACAUGCCCGAGUUCAUCAGCAGUGGCUACCAGGACAGACUCAAACCCAUUGAUAUCAGCCAACCCCAGGGCGUCUCUUUCCGCAUGGAUGGUAACGAAAUCUCCUGGGCUGGACUCAAGAUGCACAUCGGCUUCAACUACCGCGAGGGUAUUGUUCUCUCCGACGUCAGGAUUAACGACGAGGGGCGCGAGCGGAGCCUUUUCAACCGCAUCAGUGUGGUGGAGAUGGUGGUUCCCUACGGCAAUCCCGACCCCCCGCAUCAACGCAAGCACGCCUUCGACGUGGGCGAGUAUGGUACUGGUUUCAUGACCAAUUCUCUCAAGCUGGGAUGUGACUGCAAGGGUGCUAUCCACUACAUGGAUGCCAUCAUGGCUGUCGGGAGCGGAGAGGCGGCUGUUGUCAAGAAUGCCAUCUGCGUUCAUGAAGAAGACAAUGGCCUCCUUUAUAAGCACACCGACUACCGCGACGGUACCGUCAUCUCCGCCCGCGACCGUAAGCUCAUCAUCUCGCAAAUCAUCACGGCGGCGAACUAUGAGUACUGCUUCUACCACACAUUUCUCUUGGAUGGCACCUACAAGCUGGAAGUCAAAUUGACAGGGAUGCUCAACACCUACUGUUUGCACCCGAGCGAAACGGCCGCCCCAUACGGUACAGAAGUCGCCCCGUCCAUCAACGCUCACAACCACCAACACAUUUUCUCCCUGCGCGUGGACCCUGAAAUCGACGGCCCCAACAAUUCAGUUGUGCAGAAUGAUGCUGCACUUUCCGACGAUCCGCUCGGGUCUCCCGGGAACCUAUAUGGCAAUGGCUUCUACUGCAAGAAGACGCCCAUUCGAACGGCCGGCGGCGCAGAGUAUUGCCACGAGACAGGUCGCUCCUGGGACCUCAUCAACCCCAACAGCAUCAAUCCCGUGGCCAAGAAGCCAGUUGCCUACAAGAUCCUCAAUACCAACUGCCCAACCAUCCUGGCCAAGCCGGGAAGUAUGGUGGAGAGGAGGGCCGCCUUCACCCGCAAGGCGCUGUGGGUCACCCCGUACAAGGACUAUGAACUGUUCCCCGCGGGUGACUAUGUGUGCCAGUCGAGCGGCGACGAGGGCCACCCGCACAACACGACCAUUGUAGACUGGGUCAGUACGAAGGAGCCGGUUGAAAAUACCGACAUUGUCUGUUAUAUCCAGUUCGGUCUGACCCACUUCCCGCGCACUGAGGAUUUCCCCAUUAUGCCUGCCGAGCCCGUUGGCGUCAUGAUCAGGGCUUCCAAUUUCUUCAAGAGAAACCCGGCUCUCUGGGUGCCCCCUUCGAUUGUCGCAGUGGACAAAACAUCCAAGAAUGCAUUUGCCAAGCCCGAAGCCGCAGAAUCGUGCUGCGGUAACAGGGGCAGCAAGUUGUAG
Molecule: messenger RNA, 2085 nt
Organism: Colletotrichum orchidophilum
Lineage: Eukaryota; Fungi; Ascomycota; Sordariomycetes; Glomerellales; Glomerellaceae
Product: primary-amine oxidase
Exons: 2
Coding region: 1-2085 (694 amino acids)
Biological process (GO): amine metabolic process
Molecular function (GO): copper ion binding; primary methylamine oxidase activity; quinone binding
Source: RefSeq, a predicted model, not a curated record